This is a messenger RNA of Cydia strobilella, 1158 nucleotides long. RefSeq lists its product as uncharacterized. Bases 1 to 1158 code for a protein of 385 amino acids. The transcript has a single exon. Lineage: Eukaryota; Metazoa; Arthropoda; Insecta; Lepidoptera; Tortricidae. The record is from RefSeq and is a predicted model, not a curated record.
AUGGCAGUUGAGCAGGUGCUGGCUUCAGGCGUGUUUAGAGAUCCUUCAGAUUAUGAUACACGGUGCAAAGGUACUGAGGCGGUCGAGCAGCCACCGCCGCCACCACCACCACCAGUCGUGGUAGCCACCGACCCACCUCCACCGCCUGCCCCAGAAACACGACACAUCGAAAUCCCUCUUACGAAGAUGGAACAUAGACAAGUCGACUCCUCAAUAUUAAACGUAGACCAAGUUCUAUGCGAUGUCUUAAAAAAAGAUGACACUCACGCUCAACUAGAAACUAUUAAAUUGACUCUCAUAAACGAAACCGAACGAUUAACUGAAAUAAGUGAACUGCUAAAGAAACAACUUGAAGAACUCUCGGCUGAAGUGAAAGCAAAGUUUAAAGCGAUUGAACUGCAGACGUCAGAACCGUCUGUUGAGAGCAUUUGGAACGACAUUAAAUUGUUGCACGAAAUAGAACAUAAACAUAAGAAUACAGAAGAUGCUAAGAAAAUCAGCCGUGUUCUGGACCAAAUCUUAAGUAUUCUCGAUGCGAAUGAGGAAGAUCGCUCAGCCGCAAACGAUAACAAAAUACACGAAAUUAUGCGCAAACUUAGCAAGCAAACUAGAGGUGGGGACAGUGACAUAUGGACAGACCUUAAGAAUUAUCCUAAAGAUUUUCGCGAAUAUGCCAAAAGAGUAUUUGAUGAAAAUAGAUCGACUUUCCCACCUGAUGACACAACUAAGAAACCCGAAUCUGACAAAGUUACAGAGAGUGAUGCUGGAAAAAUAAACGAAAAGGAUGUCCAAACUAAAAAAACAGAUGAAACUGUCAAAAAGAAAGACCAAACUAAAAACACCGAUGAAACUGACAAAAAGGAUGACCACACUGGAAAACCAAAAGACGUUACCACAGUAAAACCUAAACGUAAAACACGUAAACCAAAAACUACGACAACUACUAUUGAUAGACCAUUAACCGUUGAAGAGUUAGCAGCACAGUACGGUUCACUAUUUGAUGUGAUGCCAGAUAUCGAUAGUAUAGAGAACAAGAAAGCGUUUGAAAGUGCGAAGAGUAUCAUACAAGAGGACGCUCUGAAUAAUGCAGUCAUGAACAGUUUAGCCAAAAUGGAGUCGAGCAAAGAUGCGCGUGAUCUUUUCGAUACCCUGACUUGA